UUUUUCUUAUAUAUAUAUCUUAUUGGAAUUUUAAAUAUGAACGAGUCUGGAUGUAAUUUAUUGACAACGUAUGCUUUUAAAGGAGGAAAAGAAUAUGUCGUUAAAAUGAAAGUAAUGGCUUUUAAACGAAGUCAAAGAUGUCUGGAAUUGACGAUAACAGAUAAAUUUACUGCAGAAGAUUGGAGAUCAUCUUACGAUACUGCAUAUAUUGAAAACUUGACCCACAAAACGGGAAAUUAUAAACAGUUUGAUGUGUUUGUCGCAAUGCUACAAUCAGGACUAUUAAAAGUAACUUUUACAUUGUGGUUCUAUAAAUCUAAUUUAUAUUCAACAUCAGUAAUAAUAAGUAAUUUACAGACAAGCGAAUCUAUCACAUUGGAUUUAUUGACUUUUGAAGAUCUAGAAUUAUUACGCUCACGCAAAAUUGAUAGUAAUUCUGUUUCGACUAUAAGUAAUAAGUCAAAUAAUAGACGAUACCUUAUUUUAACUUAUACAGUAGAAUUUGAUCGAAUCCACUAUCCAUUGCCCUUGGAAUACUGUGGUUUGCCCGAUUCGACAAUAUUGCAAGCAACGAUAAGAAGAUUGCAAGCAGAAAUAGAAAAAUUAAACUCUACUGGUAUGAAUAAAGAUCUUCAAAAACGGAUAGAAACACUUUCAAUCACAAAUCAAAGAUUACUUGAAGAAAAUCGUAAGCUCUCUAGCGGAGGAAAAGGCAUAAGACGAUUAGCUAGUGCAAUAAGUGCAUUAGAAAAUAGCGUUGCUAAAGAACGAGCAUCAUUCCGAGCACAAAUUCAAAAACUUCGUGCUGAAAACGCUGCCUUGUCUCUAAAAAUACGUCAGCUUACUGAAUCCGCUAUCAAAAGAUCUCGCAAUAAUAGUCCUGCGUUAAAACGUCGAACUCCUCCGCCUUCUUCGUACAGUCGUCAUUCCAUUAAUAGGAGAAGUAGAAGCCGAUCUCCUUCUAUUUAUGGUCAUUUUAAAACGUCUAGUUUGUCACCUGGAAGUUCGAUGGAGUCGUUUCAAACUAAAACUUCUUCGAAUCGAAAUAUUACAAAAUCACGUUACAUUUCCUCUAAAGAAUCAAAAAUUGAUUUUGGAAAUUUGGAAUCAAGAAUUUACACACUCCAAAAAAUGUUAAAAGAGGGAAUUAAUCUGAGUUAAAAAAAAAAGUACAG
Molecule: messenger RNA, 1175 nt
Organism: Polistes canadensis
Lineage: Eukaryota; Metazoa; Arthropoda; Insecta; Hymenoptera; Vespidae
Product: coiled-coil domain-containing protein 61-like
Exons: 6
Coding region: 37-1161 (374 amino acids)
Source: RefSeq, a predicted model, not a curated record